CCCCACCAGCCUUGUCUCUCAGUACCCCACAAGCCUUGUCUCUCUCAGUACCCCACCAGCCUUGUCUCUCAGUACCCCCACAGUCUUGUCUCUCAGUACCCCACCAGCCUUGUCUCUCAGUACCCCACCAGCCUUGUCUCUCAGUACUCCACCAGCCUUGUCUCUCAGUACCCCACCAGCCUUGUCUCUCAGUACCCCACCAGCCUUGUGUCUCAGUACCCCACCAGCCUUGUCUCUCAGUACCCCACCAGCCUUGUCUCUCAGUACCCCACCAGCCUUGUGUCUCAGUACCCCACCAGCCUUGUCUCUCAGUACCCCACCAGCCUUGUCUCUCAGUACCCCACCAGCCUUGUCUCUCAGUACCCCCCAGCCUUGUCUCUCUCCCUGUCAGCACAAGGCCGCAGCGCAGACAGAAUGAAAACAAGACGGCGCUCUUGGCUAUUGUAAACAAUGGGACCAAAACAAGUGGUGGAACAACAGAGCAGUUAGUUCCCUGUUCUCUGGGCUCUGGGCUCCCAGGCAGCAGCAGUUUAAAGGACCAUUAAAGAGUUGGUUCUCAGGACAGAUUACUCACACAGAGGACAGCAUCCAAGGGACUGACAGACCAGACCAGAGACGCACGUCCAUGUCAGCGAGUGGUGGAGACUAGGGUUUAUGGAGAUUUAUGAGUUCAUUAAGCUUGGGUCCUAACCAAGGUCGUAGCUGAGGUCAGUCACUCCGUCAGGACUGGAAGGAGAUGGAGUGAGCCAGCAUUGUCCUUGCUUACCAGUGUUUGUCUGACCAGUUGUCUGUCUGGCCCUCACAUCUCACUGUAGGAAUUGAAUGGCUAGCCCAUCUGCUUCUCAUCAAGUUCAACUGUGAUGUUUGGGUGUUGUGAUGUUGUAGAGGUACAAGACAAGGAUGUUUUCUCUCUCCCUUGCUCUUUGUUUAGCGUUAAAGGGGAAGCUCACCCAUUUUUACAUCUAGACUUAUUUUCACUCUUUCGGUGAUUGUAGUUGAUCCCCCAAAACCGAUUUUUUUUAAAUAUUUGGUGUCAUUACAGAGAAAAUUGAUAGACACAUUUUGGUGACUUACCACUUUCCAUUGACUGCAGUGCAUUAUGAAAAUGUGUCUAAAGCAUGUUAGAAAAUACUCCAAAACACUCCAAACCAACUCAUAUUACAUUAGAAUCCCGUUCUACUGUCUCAUAAAUCCAUAUUUGCAUAUUUUUGUUGUUGUUGUAAACAGCUACAUUCAAACAUGGAUUUAUGGCACAGCGGAUACAUCAUUCAGAAUGGGAUUCUGAUGUAAUAUGAGUUGUUGUGGAGUGUUUUAGAGUGUUUUCUAAUAUGCUUUAGACAUAUUUGCAUUAAAGUCAAUGGCAAGUGAUGACAAAAUGUUUCUACCUAUUUUCUCUGUAACUAAACAAAAUAUAUAACAAAUACUAAAGCACAGAAUGAGUGAAAAUAAGGCCACAUGUAAAAAUGUGUUAACUUUCCCUGAAUAUCUCUCUUUACUCUAGCCAUCUCUGUCUGUCUUUAUCUCUCCCUCAGCUUCCUGUGUCUUCCUGUCAGCUCUGCCUCAGCUCUGCCUCAGCUCCCUGUGUCUUCCCGUCAGCUCUGCUGCCUCAGCUCCCUGUGUCUUCCUGCCAGCUCUGCUGCCUCAGCUCCCUGUGUCUUCCUGUCAGCUCUGCUGCCUCAGCUCCCUGUGUCUUCCUGCCAGCUCUGCUGCCUCAGCUCCCUGUGUCUUCCUGUCAGCUCUGCUGCCUCAGCUCCCUGUGUCUUCCUGCCAGCUCUGCUGCCUCAGCUCCAUGUGUCUUCCUUUCAGCUCUGCUGCCUCAGCUCCCUGUUUCUUCCUGUCAGCUCUGCUGCCUCAGCUCCCUGUGUCUUCCUGCCAGCUGUGCCUCAGCUCUGCCUCAGCUCCCUGUGUCUUCCUGUCAGCUCUGCUGCCUCAGCUCCCUGUGUCUUCCUGCCAGCUCUGCUGCCUCAGCUCCCUGUGUCUUCCUGUCAGCUCUGCUGCCUCAGCUCCCUGUGUCUUCCUGUCAGCUCUGCUGCUUCAGCUCCCUGUUUCUUCCUGUCAGCUCUGCUGCCUCAGCUCCCUGUGUCUUCCUGCCAGCUCUGCCUCAGCUCUGCCUCAGCUCCCUGUGUCUUCCUGUCAGCUCUGCGGCCUCAGCUCCCUGUGUCUUCCUGCCAGCUCUGCUGCCUCAGCUCCCUGUGUCUUCCUGUCAGCUCUGCUGCCUCAGCUCACUGUGUCUUCCUGCCAGCUCUGCUGCCUCAGCUCCCUGUGUCUUCCUGUCAGCUCUGCUGCCUCAGCUCCCUGUGUCUUCCUGCCAGCUCUGCUGCCUCAGCUCCCUGUGUCUUCCUGUCAGCUCUGCUGCCUCAGCUCCCUGUGUCUUCCUGUCAGCUCUGCUGCCUCAGCUCCCUGUUUCUUCCUGUCAGCUCUGCUGCCUCAGCUCCCUAUGUCUUCCUGCCAGCUCUGCCUCAGCUCUGCCUCAGCUCCCUGUGUCUUCCUGUCAGCUCUGCUGCCUCAGCUCCCUGUGUCUUCCUCUCAGCUCUGCUGCCUCAGCUCCCUGUGUCUUCCUGUUAGCUCUGCUGCCUCAGUUCUGCCUCAGCUCCCUAUGUCUUCCUGCCAGCUCUGCCUCAGCUCUGCCUCAGCUCCCUGUGUCUUCCUGUCAGCUCUGCUGCCUCAGCUCCCUGUGUCUUCCUGUCAGCUCUGCUGCCUCAGCUCCCUGUUUCUUCCUGUCAGCUCUGCUGCCUCAGCUCCCUGUGUCUUCCUGCCAGCUCUGCCUCAGCUCUACCUCAGCUCCCUGUGUCUUCCUGUCAGCUCUGCUGCCUCAGCUCCCUGUGUCUUCCUGCCAGCUCUCUCUGCCUCAGCUCCUGUGUCUUCCUGCCAACUCUGCCUCAGCUCUGCCUCAGCUCCCUGUGUCUUCCUGCCAGCUCUGCCUCAGCUCUGCCUCAGCUCCCUGUGUCUUCCUGUCAGCUCUGCUGCCUCAGUUCCCUGUGUCUUCCUGCCAGCUCUGCCUCAGCUCCCUGUGUCUUCCUGCCAGCUCUGCCUCAGCUCUGCCUCAGCUCCCUGUGUCAUCCUGUCAGCUCUGCCUCAGCUCCCUGUGUCAUCCUUCCAGCUCUGCCUCAGCUCUGACUCAGGGAUUUGA
Molecule: messenger RNA, 3130 nt
Organism: Coregonus sp. 'balchen'
Lineage: Eukaryota; Metazoa; Chordata; Actinopteri; Salmoniformes; Salmonidae
Source: the annotation of a GenBank genome assembly